Molecule: messenger RNA, 399 nt
Organism: Cercospora beticola
Lineage: Eukaryota; Fungi; Ascomycota; Dothideomycetes; Mycosphaerellales; Mycosphaerellaceae
Source: RefSeq, a predicted model, not a curated record
AUGUCCGAACCAACCAAAGACAAGAAUAGCAACACCGCCGGCGGCGAGAAGAAGCAAGGCAAGAAAUCAGCCAAACAAGCAUCUGGUUUUGGCGUUUCAGGAGGAGGACAACAGAAACAAGAGCCAAAGAACCUGCACCAACUCCUUGAAGAGACAGGCGUGAAAUCAAAGAACAAGAAAGGAAAAGAAGGAUUCAAGGCUGGAUCCAAGUAUGGUGCCUCUGAAUUCGUCGACGUCUCAUUGGAUGAUCCGGUCCAAGAACGUGAGGAUCCAGACUAUGAGAUGAUUGACAGUAAGGAUACUUCGUAUGAUGGGGAGCAGCAUCGCUCGUACAAUGGCCAGCCUGAUCACGCUCGCAAGUAUCCCAAAGGCUUUGGGAAGGAGGGCGAGCGUAAGUGA